Molecule: messenger RNA, 1266 nt
Organism: Pseudophryne corroboree (corroboree frog)
Lineage: Eukaryota; Metazoa; Chordata; Amphibia; Anura; Myobatrachidae
Gene: EXOSC6
Product: exosome component 6
Exons: 2
Coding region: 137-889 (250 amino acids)
Biological process (GO): poly(A)-dependent snoRNA 3'-end processing; nuclear mRNA surveillance; U4 snRNA 3'-end processing
Cellular component (GO): cytoplasmic exosome (RNase complex); nuclear exosome (RNase complex); nucleolus
Source: RefSeq, a predicted model, not a curated record
UGAUUUACGUUGGCCGCUCUAUCCCAACUCCUGUUCAUCUUGCUGAUACCUUUAGCCACGACGCUCUAUCUCCCGCAUCAGGCAGUCUCGCUGGUUAUCGGAGGCCUCAGCCAGUCAGCGGCCUUGCGUGGAGAGCAUGCCGGGAGACAGCCGCCGUGUGCGGGGCCCGGAGGAGUCGCAGAGCCCGCUGCUGUACGCCGCCCCCGCGGAGCCCCCAGCGGGCAGGACGGGGCGCGGUCCCGGGGAGCCCCGGGCGGUGUUUGCCCGGGCAGGUCUACUCAGCCAAGCGGCCGGCUCGGCGUACCUUGAAGCCGGGGGCACGAAGGUGGUAUGCACGGUGUCCGGGCCCCGGGAGCGCGGCGGGGAGAGCAGGUUGGUGUGUGAUCUGCGCUGGGCCCCGUUCUCCCGGGCCUCCCCCGGCCUUUCCCCUCGCCAGGCCGGACUCCUACUGCAGGAGAGCCUGGAGCCGGCCGUGCGGCUGGAGCGAUACCCCCGGGCGGAGCUGGCGGUGUGGGCGCUGGUGCUGGAGGAUCGGGGGUCCGCGCUCCCAGCCGCCAUCUCCUGCGCAGCCCUAGCCCUGGCCGACGCCGGCACCGAGAUGUACGACCUGGUGGUGGGGACCGGCCUGAGCCGGGGCCCCGAGGGAGAGCUGCUGCUGGACCCGAGCGACGCUGAGGAGGAGACCGGGGCUACCAUGAGCCUCAGCCUGAUGCCGGCGCUCAGCCAGGUCUCCGGACUCCUGUGCAGCGGGGAAUGGGAAGGAGAGAGCUCGGUAGAAGCCAUUCAUAUGUGCAUGGAGGGUUGUCAGAGACUGUACCCGGUGCUGCAGCAGAGUCUCCUGAAAGCAACGAAGCGGAAAAUCCCUGUGCCGCCACCUGAAUCCAGCUAACGGCACCGACCGGCAACCCAGCCUGGGGUCAGCGGGACCGUCGCUGCCGUGUGAGACAGUGGGACUGAUUGGCAGGCGUGACGCCGCAAUGCGACUUGUAGUGUUGUCUAAUUACAGUAUAUUUUAUACAGAGCAGCCGCUGGGAGUGUUGUUACUGAGCCCCCGACGUCUGCAUCUUACAGCUGGAUAUAAGGGUUUAUGGGAUGUCACUAAUUCCAGCGCAGAGUCUCGUCCUUGUUUCCAGAUGACAAACUAUGGACACUUGGCAACGCUGCGUUCACAUGUUCCUGUAUAAAGGGGGGACCCUGCAGGGAGAUCACUUGUAAUAGUGCACUAAUAGAACGUUCAGAGCAAGAGAAAUAAAAGUAGCAAAAAUA